This is a messenger RNA of Mugil cephalus (flathead mullet), 3305 nucleotides long. Its product is annotated as excitatory amino acid transporter 3-like. Gene Ontology annotation, cellular component: plasma membrane. The coding region runs from base 1339 to 2793 and encodes 484 amino acids. Gene Ontology annotation, molecular function: L-cysteine transmembrane transporter activity; glutamate:sodium symporter activity; L-glutamate transmembrane transporter activity. The record is from RefSeq and is a predicted model, not a curated record. Gene Ontology annotation, biological process: L-glutamate transmembrane transport. NCBI's taxonomy places the organism in Eukaryota, Metazoa, Chordata, Actinopteri, Mugiliformes, Mugilidae. The transcript is spliced from 13 exons.
UAAGGCACCGGUAUCGCAGCUUCCUUUUAUUUAUUCGGUGCUAAAAUCAUUUGUUACUUUUAUGAUCAGCCACUUGGGCAGUUUGUCAGUUCAGUACAUGCUGUCAAAAUCUUGUGUCCAGGAAAAAAAACUGUGGGAACAUUGUUGGCAAGUGAUUGCAAGGUGAAAAACCAUUAAUUUACCGAAGAGGACACACACAGCUCCAUAUCAGUCACUAUAUUAGCAAUCAAGCUGGUUCAAUGGAAAAAGGGAAAAAAAAGAAAAAACCUUUACUUGCCAAAAAUGGAAGUGCUAAAUUCUAUUAUCCUGUGAUUUAUAUUUUUGUUCUUGUAAUAAACUCUAUUAAGAGUGCUGUUUUAGUAGCAGAUGAAUAGUAAUUAAUAACAUGAAACUGUCCAUACACAGCAUGGGUCAGUUUAUCAUAGUCAUAUCAACAAUGAAUGUGUUGCGGAUCGAUCAUACAUGACAAACUAAAAUAAAUAUAAGCAACUGCUCCAUGAGACAGCUGUAAUGUCUGUUUCAAACAGACGAUAAUUUAUUAGGGACUGACAACAUAUUCCAACAAGUUUGACAAUUGAGUAAAUUGUAACUAUUUAGUUAUUUAUUUUACCAAACUCUACAAUCCAAAUGUCCAGAAAACAGUGUCAGCUAAGUGUGAAAAAUUAAACAGGCAUAACAUUAUAAGCACCUUAACCGUGGGCCUGGUCUGGUCUAGGUGGUUGAUACAUGUCUAAGUACCAUCCAUGAAUGCCAGGUCCAAACAUUUCACUAAAUGGUCACAAGAUGACCAAUCUUAUUUACUUCUCUUGGUUAUAAUGUCAUGACUGAUCGAUGUAUUACAGUGACUGUCAGCGUGUGUGUGCAUGUAGUAUCAAUCAAGGCUAUUAAUGGCUUACAAUAACUUGGAAAGUCAUUCAUCCACUAAUUUAUUAAAAAAAAUUUUUUUUCAAACUUGCCAUUUAAGAGCUGCUCUUCCCAUCUAACUCCAGAAGCGCCAACAUGUCACCUUCAGUUGACUAUACACGGUGUGUGUCCUUUAUUAGUCAAAUAUGCUACAACAAACGUUGUGAAUUGAUCUUAUUCAAUAAACCAAAAUGAAACUCAAGCAGUUUGCACGUGUGCCACUAUCAGCUGUAAUGUCUGUCUCCAAGUUAUUGAUUUGAUUACUUGUUUUUGUCACGUGACAAAUCCGUGGCUUCGACCAUUUCAAAUCCAAACAAUUCCCGGUGAGUAUUUAUUUUAAACAGUCCUCACGGUCCAACCCAGCAACAAGUGCUGUAAUGUUUAACAUCAGCUACCUAAACUGACUUUGGGUUUCUUUCAGAGGAAGAGGAGGAAAUGAAGGCCUUCUACGGACGAUUUAGCACGACAUGCUGCGCUUAUCGCGUUCAGCGAAGGAACAUAUUAACAUUUUUGUGCAUAGUCGCCGUUAUCGUGGGUGUGGGUCUGGGCAUGUUUUUGAAGAACUUCCUCAGUCUGUCACAGAGCCACAAAGUCUACAUCAGCUUCCCUGGGGAAUUCCUCAGGCGGCUGCUUCAGCUGGUUACCGUUCCACUCAUAAUGUCAAGUGUGAUAACAGGAGUUUCUAGUCUGAGUGGAGGCAUGUCCAAAAAAAUCACUGUCCGUGCAAUUAUAUACAUUUUCGUAACCACUGUGCUGGCUGUCCUUACAGGAUUAUUUUUGGUGUUGUUGGUCAAGCCUGGUGUGAGUAAUACAUCUGCCAAAGUUGCAAAAGAUGAUGUUGAUGAUGAUGAGGAAGCCUUCUCCUCACUGGAUGCCUUGUUGGAUCUAAUAAGGAACAUAGUGCCACAAAAUGUGAUUCAGGCUACCUUUCAACAGUACAAAACGCGGAAGGUGUUCACCUUUGAAGGAGAUGAGAACAAUGCCACCCAGGAAAACUCAGAAGUGCUCCUCGUGGGCGUGCACAUUGACGGACUCAACACUUUGGGGCUGAUCUCGUUGUCACUUAUUGUUGGACUGUCCCUCAGGGGUAUGAAAGGAAAAGGCCAACGUCUUGUGAAUGUCGUCGUUUCCAUCAACGAGGCCACCAAACAUGUAGUCAAAAUGAUAAUAUGCUUAUUGCCAGUGGGAGUGUUGUUCAUGACUGCAAGCUACGUUGUUGAAGUUGGGGACAACUGGGAGACUGUUGUAAAGCUGCUAUCGUUCAUGGCAGUGGUCUUUGUUGGGCUCAUCAUCCAUGGAUUUAUAGUUUUACCUAUGAUCUAUAUCUUGUGUGUGAGAAAAAAUCCCCUCCCCGUCAUGAAAGGUGUUUCUCCUGCAUUACUUAGAGCCCUGCUCAUCUCACGCAGCUAUGCAGUCUCACUGACUGUUUAUUGUUGUGAGGAAGUAAACAAGAUUGACAAAAGAAUCACUGACUUCAUGCUUCCUAUCGGGAUCAAUGCCAAUAUGGAUGGAACAGCCCUUUAUGAAGUGGCCGCAGUGGUUUUCAUCGCCCAACUUAAUGACAUUACAUUGAACUGGACCCAGUUAAUUACCCUUGGUGUGACGGUGGCGGUGGCCAGUGUAGGAGAAGCAGGAAUCCCAGCUACAGGAAUGGUCACCACUCUUUUCGUUUUAACGGUUAUUGGGAUUCCUGUGAGGGAUGCUUCUGUUUUGAUGUCUGUAGAAUGGCUGAUAGAUCGUUUCAAUGCUACUCUCAACGUCCUGGGAGACUGCCUUGGCGUAGCAGUUGUCGCACAUAUGUCGAAAAACGAACUGGAACAAAUAGACCAGCAAGAACACAGCGUGGCCAGAGAUUGUACAUCAGAACAUUACUUGGAUCCAGAUCCAUGACAGCAGCAGGAUAUGGAAUAAAACAGGACCUGUGCCUCAGCAGCAAGAAUGUGCUCUACUUUCAAAAGAACUUUCCAUGGUGUUUCAUUGUGUUAUAACAUUUCUUUCAUUGUGAGUGCAAAAAUAUACUUUAAAGAAGCCUUUUUUUGUAUUUUUUGUCAUCAGCAGUAUAAGUAUAGUGGACAACAAAGAAAUGUUUUUCUAUUGAUUUGUUAUAUAUAUAUUUACUCUGUGUAUAGUGUACAUGGUAUAUUUAAGUUGGCCUUGCGGCAAUCAUUUGUUCAUUUGAUUUAAACUUAUUGUAUCUUGUGUAUUUAGUAUUGCAGAAGGAUGUGUUUAUAUGUAAGUGCAGUAUUAAAUGAGCUGGUGCACACUUUUUUUUUGUUUGUUUGUUUGAUUUUAAAGAAACAGAUUUAUCUAGAAUCACAUCUAGCUAAGUAAAUAUGUGAAUCGAUUAAAUGUAUUCCUUCCCUUCUUGUAAAUCUCAGCUGAAUAAAAAGUAAAGAGAAGCA